UAUUAAGUUGGCAACAAUUUCUGGUAGAUAUUUCUGUUGGUUAUUGAACACAGAACUUUAUAAAACAGUCUAUCAAAUGUGCGUAAACGUAUGAAGAUAAAAUUUACAAAUCAAUUAGAAUAAAUCAAAAUGUAGAAUUAACAUCAAGGACUGUAAUGGUUUAAAUAAUACUUUGGAACGCGAUGAGUUCCAAAUAGGUUAGAAACAGUAAAUGACAGCUCAUGUAACUGAACUAAUUUCUAUUUAUUAUGUUAAACUGUAAUAUAUAAAAUUCUCAAAAUGAUGCAUUAUUCACCUUGGAUCCAUCAUCAAAUGAUGUUGGACAAUCAUCAAUGCUAUGUACCUUAUGUAUCUACCGUGCCAUCGUAUCCACAAAACAAUCAUGAGCAGCAGCAUGUCAUGGAAGAUGAAAAUGAACAAACUGCAGAUGAAACUCAUGAUACAAUGACCAGUGCUACAUCGGGAAAAGGCAGCUCGAAUGCUGAUAUAUUUAGAUUAGAAUUUGCUGCAGCACAAUGGUCAAAACUAGUCUCUAAUGCUGAGGGUCUUUUUAAUAAGCUCAUGACAAGUAACAUUCUACCUCACACGGAACAAGAUCAAAUUGAACAGUGGCUUUGCAUGAAACAAGAAUACGAAGAAUGCAUUGCUAAUGAUGAUACAGGUAGUUUACAUGGAUACAAUGAAAAUGCAAGGAGAUCGUUAGAAAGAAUUGAGGAAGUCACAGAAACAGAUGAAAAGACAGAUGAAUCUGUACAUAAAAUGGAAAGAAAGAUUGAUAUCAAUUGUUUAUCCAGUUCUGAAGGUGAACUGUCUGAAACUAAUGACGAUGAUGAUGUUGAUGUUGAUGAUGAGGAUGAUGAUGAAGAAGAAGAUGAAGAUGAAGAUCACAGCGAUGUGAGCUCAGAAAAUCCAGACUUCCUAGAAAAAUUAGACGAAUGUAUGAAUAAACUUAAAAUAGAAACAGAUAGAAUAGUUGAUUCUAAAAAGGAUGAAUUUAGAAGAACAGAUAUUGAACUCCUUUCAUCUAUAACAAGAUCUAUGAAUACUAAUAAUAAUUAUGUAUCUGCAAUCAAACCUGUUCCCCUUAGAAAUCCGAAUUCAAGAAGGAAUUCAAUGCUUCCUGGUUCGGAAAUGUGUAACGAAGUAUUAGCUUUUAAUGACAGUCUUAAACCUAAUCACAAUCAAAUAUUGAAUAAUAAAACAUUAGAGUUGAUUAAUACGAAAAUCUUAGAUAAUCGUGAACCUGAAACAAUAAUCAAUGAUAACGUUCCAAUUCAUAAUGAUAAUUCGCCGGAUUUAUUAAUCGAUGCUCUUAAAACAACUGAAGUACCGGAACCGAUAAAGGAAUUGAAAACCUUAGCAUUAAACAAUGAAGUAAAACAAACGCAGGUGAAGAAAAUUCAGUCUGAUCUUGACGGUGCCCAUAAGCGUAUAGAAGAGCUUCAAACGACGAUUAAAAUCAAAGAACGAUUCAUCGCGGAUAUGAUAAAGAAUUCCGAUGCGCGUGCCAGCGCGAAACAGAAAUUUCAACGUAAAUGGAGCAAAUUAGAAGAGGAAUAUUACAAUACAAGGACUCAAUUAGCUCAAGCGGAAAAUGCAUCUAUUUACAAGGACUCCGAGGAGAAAUCUGCCCAUAAGAAAGAAAUUGAACUGUACAAAAAUAUGGCAAUUCAUUAUGAAAAGAGAUUAAUGGACAUUGAAAUGAUAAAGCAGAUCGCUGGUGAUUCGGCUAAGAAGGUCUUAGAACUCGAAGGUUCCUUGAACACUUCUAAGAAACAAAUGGAGAAGCUGAAGAAACAAUUGAAGAAAGAGGAAGAACGUAAGAAGCAAUUGGAGGAGGAACUUGCAGGGGAUCAAAAGAAAAUUCGUGAACUGGAAGAGAAGUAUAAUUUAACUGCUUCUAAAUUGAAAGAAAUGCAGUCCGAGAGUGAAGAUGAAAAGAACAAUAAAUCAAGGACAGAUUACUCUGAUAAAAAGAAGAAUCUACUGGAUGUUAGCGCUAGAAUAUCGCAUCUUGAUCACGUUUUGAAAGAGAAGUCGAUGGAUCUCGAGAGGACAGCGGACAUAGAUGAAAAAGAGGCGUUGCGACAUGAGAUUCGAAAUUUAAGACGCACCAGGGAUUGUUUAGUAGAUGAGAAAUGCGAUCUGGAUGAGAAAUUUCAAAAGGAGAAAACUUUGUCAACGGUAGAGGAGCGGAAAUUAUUAGAAUGCGGAGAGACUAUCGAAGCUAUCGAUGCCAUGAUCGAGCACAAAAACGAAAUGAUCUGCGGGAGAAAGGGUUUCGACGAGAAUCAGUCACAACGAGAAAAAGGGGAAAGAAUGCUGAUGGAAAGACUGGCGAAACUUUCGGACGGUGAAAUGAGAACAUUGUUCUACAAGUAUUUCUUGAAAGUGAUCGAUUUGAAAGAGAGCUCGAAGAAUUUGGAGGUUCAAACGGCAGAAUUGGAGAAUCAUAUAGAAACUCAGGAAUGGCAGAUACAAACGUUGACGAACGCUUUGAAACAAACCAAACUUGAAGCUGAGAGAAGAAUAGUUUUGAUGCAGAGGGAACACGAGGAGAAGUUGCACCUCAUGUUCAGACACUUUGCGGAGGAGACAAGUAGCUCUGGUCACGAGAGAUUAGACAAGGAUUCGGAGCUCGCCAAAUAUAAACGUGAAAACAAAACGUUAAAGAAACGAUUGGCAGAUGUUGAGGCUCUACUGAAAGGUCCGACACCACCGCGCACAGCUAGUCCGGCAAAAAUAUCUCAGCAAGGAAAACAAGUUCCUCCGAGCAGUCGUCCGACAACCAAAGUAACCAGACAGCGGAAUAAACUCAUAAUACAGAAAACCACUGACUGCGAUAAAAAGAAGAAAUGAAUUUACUUCUUUCUACGUUUCUCUUUAAUUAGCAUUUAUUUUUCUGUACAUAUGUUACUGGUAAAGUGUGAAAAAUCAUAAUGAUUUUAAAUUAUUAAUUCAUACUCUUCCUAGAUUGAUUUUAACCCGGGUAGCGUAUACAUAAUUUAUGCAUUGCCGGUAACGUAUGUAUUUUUAUUUUUGUACAGUAUUUAAAUAUUAUUUUACUGAUAGUAAUUUAACAAAAUACACAGCUACUGUGUACUGUCAUGAAAUUUUCUUAUGCAGGAAAUAAGCAUUUUUAUGUUUUUCAAAAAUGGAACCUCGUAGUAACGAUUUAGUCUAAUUAAGAUUCAUUCUCGUACAGAUUACUGAUCAGUAUUCGUUUGAUAAUCUUAGAAGAAGCUCGAUGUACGAUUCGUAGUAUACUAAUGAAACUUAAGGAUAUUGAAUCUCAAUCAAAAUAGCAUUUGCAUGUUUCCCUGGACCUCGAAAAUGUUAUUUAAAUAGUUCUUCAAAUAAGUAUUGCAAGUGUUAACAAUCAAUAAAACGUAACUCUAAGUAUUUAAAUGAAACAUCACAAGUUCAUGACAUUUUAGUAGUACCAUUUUAAGAUGUAUCUCACAUUUGGUAGGUGAAAAACGAGCACGAUGUCGAAUAAUUUGUAUAACAUCCCAUUCAUUGACUUCCAGCAAAUAAUUUAUUGCAAUUUUGUAAAUAAAUCGAUAAUAUGUUAAA
Osmia lignaria (orchard mason bee) is the source of this 3576-nucleotide messenger RNA. RefSeq names its product kinesin-like protein costa (gene cos). Lineage: Eukaryota; Metazoa; Arthropoda; Insecta; Hymenoptera; Megachilidae. The record is from RefSeq and is a predicted model, not a curated record.